ACAGGAAAUCCGCUCAGCUUCGGCAAUGGGACCUGCUGAAGCUCGGGCACUUCUUCGGUCUGGAUGUUGAUGGAGGGACAAAGGGGCACCUGGGCCAUGGGCGACGUGGUAGAAAAGAGUUUGGAAGGGCCCCUGGUACCUUCUACAGAUGAGCCAUCUCAGAAAAGGGGAGACCUGGUAGAAAUCUUAAAUGGAGAUAAAGUAAAAUUUGACGACACAGGACUGUCAUUAAUUCUGCAGAAUGGCCUGGAGACCCUCCGAGGGGAAAAUGCUCUGACAGAUGUCAUCUUGUGUGUGGACAUUCAGGAAUUUUCCUGUCACCGCGUGGUGCUCGCGGCAGCCAGCAACUAUUUCAGGGCCAUGUUCUGCAAUGAUUUAAAGGAAAAGUAUGAGAAGAGAAUCAUUAUCAAAGGGGUCGAUGCUGAGACCAUGCACACUCUUCUGGACUACACGUACACCAGCAAGGCACUGAUCACCAAGCAGAACGUCCAGCGGGUCCUGGAAGCUGCUAACCUCUUCCAGUUCCUGCGGAUGGUGGAUGCCUGUGCCAGCUUCCUAACAGAAGCCUUGAAUCCAGAAAACUGUGUUGGAAUUCUGAGGCUGGCAGACACACACUCCUUGGACAGCCUAAAGAAGCAGGUUCAGAGUUACAUUAUCCAAAACUUUGUGCAGAUUCUGAACUCUGAGGAGUUCCUUGACCUUCCUGUGGACACUUUGUACCACAUCUUGAAGAGUGAUGACCUGUAUGUGACAGAGGAGGCUCAGGUGUUUGAGACUGUGAUGAGCUGGGUCCGGCACAAACAGUCGGAGCGGCUCUGUUUGCUCGCCUAUGUCCUGGAGAACGUGCGCUUGCCACUUCUGGACCAGUGGUACUUUGUGGAGACGGUGGAAGCAGAUCCUCUUAUCAGGCGGUGCCCAGAGGUAUUCCCGCUGCUCCAGGAAGCCAGGAUGUACCACCUUUCUGGCAAUGAGAUCAUUUCAGAGCGCACCAAGCCCAGGAUGCAUGAGUUCCAGUCUGAGGUGUUCAUGAUCAUUGGCGGCUGCACAAAGGAUGAACGGUUUGUGGCGGAGGUAACCUGCCUGGAUCCCCUGAGGCGCAGCCGCCUGGAGGUGGCCAAGCUCCCAAUGACGGAGCAUGAGCUGGAGAGUGAGAAUAAGAAGUGGGUGGAAUUUGCAUGUGUGACAUUAAAAAAUGAAGUCUACAUCUCAGGUGGCAAAGAAACACAGCACGAUGUUUGGAAAUAUAAUUCGUCAAUCAACAAAUGGAUACAAAUUGAGUAUUUGAACAUAGGCCGCUGGAGACAUAAAAUGGUGGUGUUGGGUGGCAAGGUCUAUGUGAUUGGAGGGUUCGAUGGCUUGCAGAGGAUCAACAAUGUAGAGACCUACGACCCCUUCCACAACUGCUGGUCAGAGGCUGCGCCCCUCCUUCUCCACGUCAGUUCCUUCGCAGCCACCAGCCAUAAGAAGAAGCUCUAUGUGAUUGGGGGAGGGCCCAAUGGGAAACUGGCCACAGACAAGACUCAGUGUUAUGACCCCUCAACCAAUAAGUGGAAUUUAAAGUCGGCCAUGCCAGUGGAGGCUAAAUGCAUCAAUGCAGUGAGUUUCCGGGAUCGCAUCUAUGUUGUUGGAGGGGCCAUGCGAGCGCUCUACGCCUACAGUCCUCUGGAGGACAGCUGGUGCCUGGUGACCCAGCUUAGCCACGAGAGGGCCAGCUGCGGCAUCGCGCCCUGCAAUAACCGCCUCUACAUCACCGGCGGGCGGGACGAGAAGAAUGAGGUCAUCGCCACCGUGCUGUGCUGGGAUCCGGAGGCCCAGAAGCUGACUGAGGAGUGCGUCCUGCCCCGGGGGGUGUCCCACCACGGCAGUGUCACCAUCAGGAAGUCGUACACCCACAUCCGGAGGAUAGUGCCCGGAGCAGUGUCCGUCUGACUGCGCGAGGGCGCCAGGGGAGCUGCCUGGAGGCUCGCGGGGAGCUGGACCGCCUGCCCGCUCCCCUGUCGCCCACGUCCAUCCCACUGCAGACAGCAGGCUGGGCUGGAGUUACAAGCUGCACACCAGGGGCUCCCCGUGGCUCCCCGUGGGGGCUCCUUGGAAGGCACAGCUUUGGGACACUUGAGAGCAGCCAGGGAUGUUUGCAGUGACCUACCUCAGGAGGGAAGAAGAAUAAUAUUUAACAUUCAGGACACGUCUGUCCCAUGCCAGGUUCUGUGCCAGGCAUUGUGUAUCAAUUACUUUAAUCAUCCUACUGACCUGGUGACUGGAUAUUCUCACUCCUGUUUUGCAGGUGAGGAAACAGUUUCAGAGAGGCUAAGUGAUUUUACUGCAGGUCACUUGGACUGCAAGUGACUAAGCCAGGAGUCUAAACACAGGUCUUUCCAUUUCAAAGUCAGGGCUUUUUUCUGUCAUGGUGUCUGUCUCAGAGCAGGAAAACAAAUGGAACUGGCUCAUUUUUUGUUCUGACAAGCUUGCUAAAGGACUCCCUCAGAGAAUAUUUAUUCUUUAUAAAUAAUCACAUGGAACCCUUGGUGUUGUAAUCUUGGGCUCCUUGUCAAGAGUGUCUUGUAGUUUCUUCCAUCUGACGGCUCUGGGAGAUGGGUCUGGGAGCACCUGUUUGCUGUGGAAGAGAUAAAAGACUUAUGUCCACCCCCCUCAAAAGCUUCUAUUUUUUAUGAUUAGAAGAGGCUCAUUUUGCACUAGGACUGUCAUUGCCAGACCUACAGCACAGGCCAGGCCUCUUGAAGCCCAAGAGUUGUAUUGCAAAAUUGAAAAGGUUUUCCAGUGAUUGAGAAUACUAUUUUAAAAAUAUGAACAUCCAUGUACUACUGGCCACCAUGGGAAAGACUGAUUCUUCUUGACAGAAUACUUUAUACUUUCUAGACAAUGACUUGGUCCCAUGUUCCUGAGACCCCCACUUCCUGGAGCCUUAGAUUUAAAUCCUUCUAUUUGGUUUUUGGAUCAGCUUGGCUCAAUGUGGACUCAAAGAACAAAGUCUGCCCUUCACUCCAGGAGAUAGAGCUUUCAAAUGAGCUCACUGGAAAUUCAUUUAAUCCCCAAGGUGGGAAAAGAGAUUAAGAGAUUCUGUUGCAUAUGCUGUACUCAGAAAGCAACCCCAAUGGGAACAACAUAGUGACUUCAUUACCUGUGUGUUUGAUUUGCAGCAUAUGACCUUAAAUCUCUUUAUACAGUUUUAUUUCUUGGUAGAUGUGACAUACUGUGCUUGUACUUUGCAGCAUUUUGGGGGCUUAGAUGUAGUAGAGUUGAUAAUGAAUUUAAUUUUCAUAGAAAAGUUUUGGUUAGAAGAUGGUUAAGUUCAAAGAAGAUUGAAAAAAAAAAGACAUGGAAAGUUACAAGUGAGAUUUCUACUUAUGCUUAUAUCAUUGAAGAUAAGUAGAAAUGCAUGUUGGCCUGUGCAAAGCUCUGUGUCUUAGGGGCAGGUGUGACAGUUCAGCUCCCUGCUAGGAAAGGUAAGAUGGGAAAAUACAAACAUGCUUGUGGAAAUUUAGAACACAUGCAUCACUUACUCUGAGCACUAAAAACCUUAAUGAAGCCCUCAAUUGAAACAAUUUAAUGUAGUUCAAUUCAGAAAACAUUCAAGGGGUUCUUUGUGUCUGUCAAGCCUUGGGGGCACCUAUGAGUAAGACAAAUCCACACCCUAGAAACACUCAGUAAAUAGGUAAAUAGGCCACUUGUCAAUAUUAUAAUUUUUCCUGUCAUCAAGUUGGAGAAAAAUGAGAUGCAUAUGAAGUUAUGAGCUGGAAUCCAUGUCUUUAUUGCCCUUCCAAGUGAUAACCUUGGGAAACUGUGCUCUUAGGUCAGUGACAUGGCUAUUACCUACCUGUUUGUCUCUUUUUGAGAUCACCUUCAGAAACCAUUUAUAAACAGAGGAGAAAUCAGUCAAUUCCAAAGAUGAUCUCAGGGAAGCAUCUCCAAAGAGGAAAGUCAGUAACACCACCAUUGGCACACACAGAGAGGCUCCGCUCAGGAAGAGUUCCCUUGCUGGUGGUCCUUGGAUGAGAGCAGUUAGCAGAUUGCAGGCCCAUCAGCAGGGCCACCCAGCACUGGGAAAGUGAGCAUUUAGGAUCCCUGUGAUAUAAACCUGGUUCUGCACACAGGAUCUAAGUUUCAGGCUAGUUAAGAAUACCUAAAUGGGAAAGAUUCAAGGUGAUUUUUGUACCACUGGAUAUGCAGGAGAAUUGUGGUAAAAUCUUGGGUUCCUGGCCCUAAAGAAAUAGGGAUUCUCAAUAAUGGCAUUCAUUAGCAGACAGAUACUUCAAUUAAGAAUAUCUAGAGCUCUGUACUUGAAGCUGCCAGUCUGUAGCUUUUAGGGAAAAAAUGUUCAUGUAGUCUGGGGAAAACUUUAUAAGUAUGUAAUAGGAUUUAAGCUUCUAGGACUAGCCAGAGUUAGAAGCUCUUAAAAAUUUAUUUCCAUUCACAGAUAAAGAAUCAAAACUCUAGUUUGCAGGAAAUUAAUUGUCAUAACCCAUAGCAUCAGUAGGGGGAUGAGACUGAUUGGUGUCCAGUUAACCAAAGACAAAGGGCUCUAGGACAGAGGCUGGGCAUGUGGGAUGUCCUGGCACAGCAGACUGGAUCUUGAGGCAGGCCUUGUGGGUGCUCAGAGCACCCCUGCCCCAGAGGGAGAGGAGGACACGUUUAAGGACAGGUCUAGAAAAUGUCAGGGGCCCUGGAAUUGUGAGCAUGACUCCAUCCUCAAGAAGGGUAAGGGGAGAAUAAGGAAUAAGGAUUCCAAGUAAGUGGGUUCCAGGAGGAACCCUACUUCUUAGGCAUGAGGCACAAGUUAGAGCAGAACUAGCAGUCAGACCCUUGUGGGCCCUCCCAGCUGCUUUGCUGGGUCUCCCAUCUUCCUGGACCUAGAGAGAGUGAGGCCCCAAGGCUCUGGUGGGGUGAACCUGUUGGGGAGGUUAAGGGACCACAGUAGCCAAAGCUAAUAUGAAAUGGGCAGGGAGCUAACCUCACCCAAACAUCAACAGAUAAAUGUUCUCUUCCUAGCUUUCAUCAUAUUCUGCAAUCAGUGGCUUCAGAAACACAGACGUGCUCUCAGGGAAAUGCAAAUGUCAUUUGCUUAAAGAUAUGGAAGUAAAGCCUUGCUAUUUAUAAAAGUCCUUGAGGUACAGUUGUUAUUUACUUAUCAUACUUGAUUUUGAAGAAGAAAAAUACUCAGUAGUAUUUUGAAAGUGGGUUAACACCAGUAGAAUUUCUUAUGAAGUCCUAAUGUGGGGUUGCCAGUCAUUUUCCCCUUCAUAUCUUAUCUGUGUGUUGUAUUAGGCAGAGCUCAUAAUUUGGAGAGUCAAACUUCAUGGAAAUCCAGAAAUAUCUCAAAUAUGGCUACUGCAAAACCACUUAUGACAGGUCAGAUUUUCAUGUUAUUGGUAAAAAUAGUCCGCACUCAGUUAACCAAAUCCUUUAAGCAUUUUGGUUACAUGAUGUUGUAUUUUCUUAAGUGACUAAACUAAGGACUUUGUUUAUAGGUAAAUAUACAAAUAAAGUUUUUAUUUAUUCAA
Messenger RNA from Manis javanica (Malayan pangolin), 5519 nucleotides. It is a transcript of the gene KLHL6, whose product is annotated as kelch like family member 6. Gene Ontology annotation, molecular function: protein binding. The record is from RefSeq and is a predicted model, not a curated record. NCBI's taxonomy places the organism in Eukaryota, Metazoa, Chordata, Mammalia, Pholidota, Manidae. Gene Ontology annotation, biological process: B cell receptor signaling pathway; germinal center formation.